AUGAUAAUACUCACACCAAAGAAGUUGAAAAGCAACAGAUAACUGAUAUACAUUAAAAAUACUUUGAUCAUCUUGCUAUCUCUCAUUAUAUUUCAUCACAUCAGCUUUGUUGAAUGUGGUAGAACAGAUAAAUAAGAGUUAUACAGAAAAUAUCCCUCAUUGAAAAACUCAUAACAGAGUCAAUGCCAUCUCAAAUUAAGCGAAUAUUUAAUUAACUUUAGAAGCUUUCCAUAUGAUCAGAUGUUUAUGUACUCAGGACAAAAUGUGAAUUAGCUAGGAGAUUAUCAUGAAUGUCAAUACAAUAUUGAGAAUAAAACAGAUUUUACUCUCCUUUCGUUUAAUGUUUCGCAUCUUCCCUUAACUAUUUAUCUAGGAGCCUGCAUGCCUAAAGAAUGCACUCAAGAUGAAUAUGAUAUCUUUAAGAGGGGUUUUAACAAUUUAUUUACAAGGACUUACUUGAAAAUAUAAGAAACAACUCUUGUUGAAAGCGAUGUUAUAAAAAACUGGACUAGAGUUGAAAUGAAUAUUGCUAAGACCAAAGAAGAGAUUGAAGAUUGGAAAGAAGAGACCUUAAUUGGAUUUUAUUCCUGCAUAAUAUUCCUGAUUCUAUUUUUACUACUGUUCAGCAUCAUACCUUGCCUUAUACAUUCAUUUUCAAAAAUACAAGAAUCAAUUCAUCACUCUAAAUCGAUUAAGAUUGGUGAAACUUAGAAUUAUAAUAAAGAAAGCAAUGGCGAAAUGAACUUAAAAUCAAUCUAUAAUUAAAAUAAUAAACUUGAAGAUGAAGCCUUUUAUAUCCAAUCUUUUCACUCAGAAGUAAAGUAUUAGGAAUGCGGUAAUGUUGAUGCUAAUGUAGAUAGAAUGGCAAAGGUUAGUACAAUGAUAGAACCGGGCUCAAUUUUUAUUAAGAAAAACAAAGAAUAGAUCUAAGUAAAAAAGAUAAAUAACUAUCAAGAAGCAAUUAAUUUAAAAUCUAUUAAUAUUGCUAAUUAUGAACAAGUCUAUUAAACUCCUUAGAAAUAUCAAUAAACUGAGAAUGAAUAUGGAUUUGAUUAAACACUAGGACCAAAAACAAAAAGCACAAAAGACACCAUAGAAAUUAGCGGAAAUAUCAUCAUAGACAAGAUAAGCACAUUUGAGAUGAUUAAAGAAGGAAUCUAACAAUUCUCUUGGAUCAGUGCAUUUGAGGACUUAAAGAGAACACGAAGAAGAGAAUGGGAUCAUGAGGAAUUAGACAUGCUAGAAUAUUUCAAAUUCCUAUCUUAUACACAUAUAUAGAUGGUUGCUUCCUCUUUCUAUAUGUUUUGUGGUCCCUCCAUUAACCUCUGGAGAAUUAUGAGUUACCUCUCCAAUUUCUUCUUUACUGUAAUCAUAAACGGAUCUAAUCCAAUGGAAAUUUUCUUAUUUUUUUCUGCAUUUCUGGGUACCUAUAGACUAUUACAAGUCUAAGAGGCAAGAGGUGGGUACUUCACUUUUAAAGAUAGUAUGAAACUUAUUGGAAGAAAAUUAGUAAGACUCAUCCCUAUGUAUUAUUUGACAUUAUUUUUUGGCUGGGCAAUGACAUCGAGAUUUUUUGAGGGUCCACUCUGGGCUCAUUAAAAGCGAUUAUACUUUGCUUGUGACAGGUAUUGGUGGACUUAACUACUUUUUAUUGGGAAUUAUUACCCAUUUUAUGGUGAGGCUACUAUGGGCUGUAUGUAUUGGUCUUGGUUUAUUCAAGGAGAUGUGCAGAUGUUUGUCUUAAUUCCUGUUUAUCUUGCUAUAUAUAGGAAAUCAAAGAAAGUUAGCAUCAUAUUUAUGUCCUUACUGAUGAUGAUGAGUGUAGGUAUUUGCAUGCAAUAAACAUACGAAUAUAACCUCAAGGCUGGUUCUUUUGCUUUAGAAAAUUUUCAUUUAUUCAGUACACUUUUCAAUAAACCUUAUGUCAAAUUUCCAUUUCAUUGUUCUGGGGUAAUGUUUGGAAUAUUCUAUAUAGAAGUAUUGAAAUAUAGAAGAGCUUCUGAUGAAGUAAAAAAGAAUCAUUACAGGAAGAUAAAUUUCAUGGUAAAAUCAUAACUUUUCGGGAAAUGUUUAUUUGGCUUUGGAUUGAUGCUGGCUGUUUUUAUAUCUUUUAAUGGUUAUGAAGCAAUAAAAAAUUCUUACACAUGGAGUAGGGAUGAAAAUGCAAUAUACAUGGCAUUUAAUAGGCCAGCCUUUAUUUUUGGAAAUAUAAUGAUUUACUUAGCUUUGAUAUUAGGACACUUUGAAAAGCAAAGAUAACUUCUAAACAAUGAUUUAGUAAGAGCUCUUGGGAAGAUAACCUAUGCAGGUGCAUUACUCUGCCCAUUAGUUGUAAACUUAUCAUUACUAUGUUAAGAUGAUGCCAUCUAACUUAGAUUCUUUGGAGUCAUUUAUAUUGGAAUGGGGAAUUAAGCAGCUCUAACAAUAGUCUGCUUUAUAGUAUACAUUCUCUUUGAAUAUCCAUUCAAGUAUUUGUCCUCUAUAACCAUAAACAGAUAUCUUUCUCAUGACGAAUUGCUGAAGUCAUACUAUGACCAGCUAAAUUAGAAAACUCUUAGCACCAUCAAUUUAAGACAAUAAGAAGAACAUAGAAUGAGCUCUGAAAAUAUCAUUAAAAAUUUUGAAUGA
This is a messenger RNA of Stylonychia lemnae, 2628 nucleotides long. The record is from the annotation of a GenBank genome assembly. NCBI's taxonomy places the organism in Eukaryota, Ciliophora, Spirotrichea, Sporadotrichida, Oxytrichidae.